AUGGCAAGUAGUGGUUUUAGCACCACAGUUAGUACAACUAAUUCUACUAAUUCUUCUGAAUCCGUUUAUGAUGGAGGAAUCGGUACACAAAUUGCUUUCGGUAUGGUUGCUGGUAUUUCCGUUGUUGGUAAUGCCUUAGUCUUCAUUGUGCUCAUGUAUAGCCGUAAAUUACGAAGUUAUCCGCACGGUGUUUUAAUUUGGAAUUUAGCUCUUGUCGAUUUUCUAACCGGCAUCUUUAUUAUCGUUACUCCGGAGCAUAUUAUUAGGGAUGGUUACAUUCAACCACCACCUGGUUUGGGUGCUCAUAUAUUUUGUGUGGCUAUUGGUUCAGAGGUAUUUACCUUUGGAUUUGGUUUUAUAUCCAUGUAUACAUUGGUAGUAUUAGGUAUUGAAAGACGGUAUGCCGUAGUCAAAGCCAAUCUGCAUCCUCGUUAUUUUACUUUAACUCGUACUCGAAUCAUGUUAGUCUUUGUCUGGAUUUGGGGUUUCGUCUUAGUUUUAGGCAACCUCUGGCAAACUCAUUAUUAUCCAGAUGAAAAUCCAUCAUGCGUAUGGAAAAAUUUACCUGAUGAAGCACUGCAUUUUACGAUUUACUCACUUUAUUUUUUCUUACGGUUUUUAUUACCGAUGGUAAUGAUAAUCGCAUGCUAUCUUAAUAUCUUGCGCUACAUGAGAACGACCAUUCGCAGCUUUUCUGAUCAAAUGAAACGCAACACGGCUGCUUAUAAAAUGAGAAACAAAAUUACCAUUACUUGUGCUGUGACAUCAUUAGCUUUCUUUCUGUGCUGGUUGCCUAAUAUCGUCUAUUUCACAUUAGCUAAUUUAAACCUUCUGAAAACGGGCAACGAUGGCCAUUUUCUUACCAAGUUACUUGUCCUACUCAAUUCUGCUAUUAAUCCGUUCAUUUACGCUAGCACUAAUCCUUAUUAUCGUCAAGAAUUUCGCAAAAUGUUGCAUCGAUUUCAAUGUCUAAGUAAUAAAAAACAUAAGCCUAACCCCGGAAUAACAAAUAGCUUUAAAAUUCCCGAAAUUAUUUUACCAAAUAAACAAACUGGAUCGAAUCCUGCAUUGGCAUAA
Molecule: messenger RNA, 1077 nt
Organism: Trichoplax adhaerens
Lineage: Eukaryota; Metazoa; Placozoa; Uniplacotomia; Trichoplacea; Trichoplacidae
Exons: 1
Coding region: 1-1077 (358 amino acids)
Biological process (GO): G protein-coupled receptor signaling pathway
Cellular component (GO): membrane
Molecular function (GO): G protein-coupled receptor activity
Source: RefSeq, a predicted model, not a curated record